CAUGUCUAGACCAGAAAUAUUAUUUUGACCCCAGAGUCGAAGUAAGAACGAGUGCAAGAAUGUGGAUUAAAAGAUAAUUCUUAAUUAAUAUGCCCGUUGUGUUCGUGACAUACAUCACGUCCAGUCUGUAAUCGACUAUAAAAUUAAAAACGAACCAAAUGUAAAAUGCAUUCGUUUUAACUACUGACAGUGAAACAACGACACAUAAAGAAUUUGCAAUGGCAAAACUCUUGAUUGCUGCUGCCUUCAUGGCAAUUGUUGCUGCGGCUUAUGCCAGUGAUUGUUGUAACGGCGCUGAUAGGAAAACUGUACUAAGACAGUGGGAGUCCGUCUGGAAAGCCAACUAUAACAAUGCAAGAGCUAACAUUGCCAAAGACAUCUUCGCAAGAUUCUUCGCCAAGGUGCCAGAGGCCAAGCCCCUCUUCACACGAGUGAAGGUUGAAGAUCCAAAGAGCGCAGCAUUUUCUGCACAUGCAAUUAGAAUCAUAAGCGGACUUGACAUCGCACUUAAUCUCUUGUCUGACCCACAAACCCUCAAUGAAGAGCUGUCUCACCUCA
Messenger RNA from Owenia fusiformis, 558 nucleotides. The record is from the annotation of a GenBank genome assembly. NCBI's taxonomy places the organism in Eukaryota, Metazoa, Annelida, Polychaeta, Sabellida, Oweniidae.